Pyrus x bretschneideri (Chinese white pear) is the source of this 1475-nucleotide messenger RNA. RefSeq names its product BAG family molecular chaperone regulator 1-like. Gene Ontology annotation, cellular component: cytoplasm. NCBI's taxonomy places the organism in Eukaryota, Viridiplantae, Streptophyta, Magnoliopsida, Rosales, Rosaceae. The coding region runs from base 154 to 1158 and encodes 334 amino acids. The record is from RefSeq and is a predicted model, not a curated record. Gene Ontology annotation, molecular function: protein-folding chaperone binding; adenyl-nucleotide exchange factor activity. Gene Ontology annotation, biological process: protein stabilization. The transcript is spliced from 4 exons.
UUUCAGCGGUUGGUCUGAUGCUGCUGGGGUCAGAGCGUGAGAAUUCUGAAACCAGGGUUUUCAUCUGCAAGCCCUUCUCUCAAUUGGGUUGUUUCUAAUUUUUGAAGCAGAUAAAAAUCUGAGAGAUCUCUCGUGGAAAACUAGAGAGUAAAAAUGAUGAGGAUGAAGACGAAGACUACAGGGGUGUCAUUGGCCGAGUUGAAUGGAAGUUCGGGCGGCGGAGGAGCUGAGUCGGGCCAGGGAGAGUGGGAGCUCAGACCGGGAGGAAUGCUGGUUCAGAAGCGAAAUCCGGACUCUGAUCGGAACUCGGCGCCUCCACCGACAAUUAGAGUUCGGGUCAAAUAUGGGUCCAUUUACCAUGAAAUGAGCAUCAGUGCUCAGUCUUCUUUUGGGGAUUUGAAGAAAAUGCUGGUUGGACCGACAGGUUUGCACCAUGAAGAUCAGAAAUUGAUAUUCAAAGACAAGGAGAGGGACUCGAAGGCGUUUCUUGACAUGUCCGGGGUGAAGGACCGGUCGAAAAUGGUGUUAGUUGAGGACCCUAUUAGCCAAGAAAAGCGAUAUCUUGAGAUGCGACGCAAUGCAAAGAUGGAGAAGGCUUCGAAGUCGAUUUCUGAAAUCAGCUUGGAAGUAGACAGGCUUGCUGGCCAGGUGUCGGCUCUUGAAUCAAUAAUCACGAAAGGUAAAAAAGUUGCAGAGCAAGAUGUGCUUGUUUUAAUUGAGCAGUUGAUGAACCAGUUGCUUAAAUUAGAUGGAAUCAUGGGCGACGGAGAUGUGAAACUGCAGAGGAAGAUGCAGGUAAAACGCGUGCAGAAGUAUGUCGAAACUCUAGAUGUAUUGAAAGCUAAGAACUCCUCGCCUAGCAGCAAUGGAAGUCAGAUUCCAAAGCAGGUUCAGCAGAGGCAUUCAGAUGGUCAUUCCAAUGGGAAUGGACAUAGACUGGCACCAAUUCAAGAGCAUCAACCGAGGAAUUCGGUUGAUUAUCCGCCUACACAUAAUCAGCAAGAACAACCAUCAAGGCAUUCGGCAUCAGGGCCGGUAGUCGUGACCACACAGUGGGAGACAUUCGAUUCUGCCCCGGCAUUGAUCCCAACCUCUUCAACAUCCAAAGCCGCCAAUCAAUCUCCGUACCCUAAGUUUAAUUGGGAAUCGUUCGAGUAAGCCGCCAUAUACAAUGUAUUGUUUGUGUGUGUGGAUGUGUUUUGAUAUUGUCGUCUCCGAUGGGUUUGCUAUAUCUUCUACAUUCUUUUCUGUACUUAGAAAAUAUUUUCAACCCCUUUCAAUCUGCCAUUUAGGUCAUCAGAAAUAAAUGGGGCUUAUUACGAUAGGGAUUUAUUAUCAAUAUGUUCUUUCUCGAAUUCUGUUGUCCUUGAAUUCGUUUUCCAUUUUCUGUGGUUCUGGUUUUUCUUAUACUCUAUAAAGUUGGCUAUCUGUAUAUUUGUUACUAGAGGAAUUUAGUGUCGAAACUUUCAGAUCUA